CAGGCUCGCUCGAGCUCGGCUCAUUGACAAGCCCUCUCGGCUCCCGCUCAGGGCUCAGCCGCUCAGGUUCAUCUCCUCCCUUGCUCUUCCUUCCCCGGCGGCGACGACUCGGCGAGCGGCGGCGCCAUUUUUCCUGUCUUAGCCCAGCCCUUUGCCGGUGAUGAGCGCAUCCUCCAGAAUUAUCGGGUGUACAUGUGUACACCCAUGUUCUAUGCUGGGUCCGCCCCUGCUGCGUCGGCGUCCGGUGAGGACGCCGACCGUUGUGGACAAGAGCGGGGUGGUCGCAGGAAGUGCUCUGCCGGCGAUGGCGGCAGAGCUGGACAGGAAAUCUGAGCAUCGUGGGUCGAGGCUGCACUUCUUGGAGGAGAGGGAUGAGGAGACGCUGUCGAUAAGGUUGAUAAAGCUCAGCCAAUCCAACAAGGUCAGGAGUGCCACUGAGCUGUUCGACUCAAUGCGCGCGUCUGGGCUACAGCCAAGUGCGCAUGCCUGUAACUCCCUCUUGUCUUGCUAUGUGCGUAAAAGUUCGUUGGCUGAUGCGAUGAGGAUGUUUGAGUUCAUGAAGGAGAAACGAAUGGCAACAGGGCACACAUAUACCUUGAUUCUUAAGGCUGUUGCAAGCAAUGAGGGUUAUGCUUCUGCAUUGAAAAUGUUCAAUGAGAUUGAAGAGCAGGAAGAUUCAGAGAAAAUCGUUGAUGUGAUCGUUUAUAAUACAAUGAUAUCUGUAUGUGGAAGAGCAAAAGACUGGAUGCUUGUGGAGAAACUAUGGAGAAAGCUAAAGGAAAGUUCUUUGAAUGGAACUUUGCUGACCUAUGAUUUGUUAGUCAGCAUAUUUGUGCAAUGUGGACAGUCUGAGUUAGCUAUUGCCUCUUAUCAGGAAAUGCUCCAGAAUGGACUUGAUCCGAGCGAAGAUAUAAUGAAGGCUAUCAUUGCAUCCUGCACCAAAGAGGGCAAGUGGGAGUUUGCCCUGGCAACGUUUAGCAGAAUGCUCAGUGCUGGAGUGGAGCCAAAUAUCAUUUUGUUCAAUUCAAUGAUCAAUGCACUCGGGAAGGCUUGUCAAGAUGAACUUGCAUUCAGGAUGUACCAUCUACUAACAUCUUCAGGCCUUAAGCCUGAUCAAUAUACAUGGAGUGCAUUACUGUCAGCAUUAUAUAAGUCUGGGCGAUGUUGGGAUGUCCUGGAGCUUUUCCAAGGAAUUAAGGCCAAUCAUCCGACGCUCUUAAAUGAUCAUCUCUACAACAUUGCUUUGAUGUCUUGUGAAAGGCUUGGUCAAUGGGAACAUGGUUUGCAGUUGUUAUGGAUGAUGGAAAAAGAUGAACUCAAAAUAUCGGCAGUAUCUUACAAUCAUGUGAUAUGUGCUUGUGAGGUUGCUAGCAAGCCAAGAGUUGCUCUUAAAGUGUACCAGCGCAUGAUUAACCAAAGGUGUUCACCAGACACAUUCACACAUUUAUCUGUUAUACGAGCUUGCAUCUGGGGAUCUCUUUGGAAUGAAGUAGAGGAUAUAUUAGAGGAGGUUGCUCCAGAUUCUUCAAUCUACAACGCCGUCAUCCACGGGCUGUGUCUGCGAGGCAAGAUCGGGCUAGCCAACAAGGUGUACACGAAGAUGCGGAGCAUGGGGCUCAUACCAGACGGCAAGACGAGGGCGUUCAUGCUUCAGCACAUCACAACAGAGUAACGGACUAGACCAAGACUAGACUGCACUCCUGAAGAGGGAAGAUCACCAGUUUCGUAGCCGUGCAGUUCCGCAACAACGAGUGCGUGUGUGCAAACAGGAUCAGGUGCCUCCCUUCGUACAGAGCCGGACUGUUGCGCUGCCUGGAUAGUACACGGAGUAUUAAACUUGCCUGUAUCGGUACGGCGGCAGAAACGGACGCGCUAAUCGGCCAAAGAAAAUGUGCGUUGGCUGGUUAUCUGGUGGUUUCAAUUUGCCUCGGCCUUUCCGGAUUUCGUUGAGGGUCGCACGGUUCAUCGUCAUCACUAGUUCAGUACGAGCAGUUGUUUUCAGUUGGUCGGACGGCAUCUUUGGAGGUGGUAGGAGGCGUGCACGAGCUUUGCAAGUUUCCUUGAAAGGCACAAUUAGUCGCCCUCGAAGCUCAUAACCACCUUGAUCAAGGAAUCUAAUCUGCAAAACCGCAGCAAAAUCAGAAGAGUGCCACUAGCAGCAGGAUGACAACUGGGGUGCCUUUGGAUCAGAUCCAACACUGCCUUGGUGCACGCACCGGCAGGCUGGAUUCUUGGACUGAAGCUGAAGCAACAGGAAAGCAUCCCCCAACCACUCUCUGUUGAGCCGGAGAAAUGGAAACUUUCCUGAAACGUGCUUGUGUAUGACUUACUGGUUAGGCGGUGCGAAAGCAGGAUUAUGGUGGAACGAAACCACCUUAUACGGCAGCAGCCUAAACAAAACCUUUUGACCCAGGA
Molecule: messenger RNA, 2415 nt
Organism: Panicum virgatum (switchgrass)
Lineage: Eukaryota; Viridiplantae; Streptophyta; Magnoliopsida; Poales; Poaceae
Product: pentatricopeptide repeat-containing protein At3g29290-like
Exons: 3
Coding region: 161-1672 (503 amino acids)
Molecular function (GO): protein binding
Source: RefSeq, a predicted model, not a curated record